GGGCGGUGGUGUUCUCGGGCUGUUCUCUAACCUGGCAGUCCGGCCAAGUGCCUAACACGGAGAGAGAAGAGGAUUUCUACCUGCAAGGAGAGUUCGAGGGGAGCUGAGUUCAAACUCAGCCAUCCACCGCCCCUUGGACACCCGAUUUCCAACAAGGAGACGCUCAGGGAAGGAGGGCCGGGAAGACCCAGUGGCUGGAGCGAUGGACUAUCAGGAGGAUGUGACCUAUGCAGAUCUCAAGUUUCCCCCCAAACUGGAGCCCAGAAAUGGGAAGAAGCCAGCAGGUCCUGAGUUUCCACCCAGAAACCGUUCAGAGUCACACAGCAAUUUGGGCCUGGAAAGGAGAGGAAACGAUCUGAUUGACGCCCUACCAGCCCCAGCCCCUUCUCCCCUAAAGAACCCAGCUCUGCGCACCUGGAUUGUUCCUGGCAUCAUCUUGAGUUCCUUGGUGGUCGUGGUGAUUUCUCUGAUCAUUGUGUGUUCCCGGCUGAACACCAGUCACACCUGCCUCUCAGAGAAGUUCACCCGCCUGUUGAGCAACUACACCCACCUAUCAAACAGCUACUCCCACUUGUCGGACAACUACACCCACCUGUCGGACCACUGCACUCACCUGCUGGACAAUUACACCCACCUGUCGGGCAGAUACACCCAUCUCUCAAACAGCCACAAAGACCUGUCAGAAGAGCUCUCCAACUUGAGGGACAAUCACACCCACCUCAUCGGGAACUACACCGAUCUUUGGGACAGAAACCAGUGGAUGGAGAACAGGCUCUCCAAACUUGUGACAUGGGGCCAGGGCCUGGAUCACUGUAAACUCCAGAAGUCUGAGCCCCCUUACCUCAGCUGCCUGUAUUGUCCAGCUAAGUGGCUCCUCUUCAGACAAAACUGCUAUUUCUUCUCUGAAAACUCUGAGAAGUGGGCUCGUAGCAGAGAGCAGUGCCAAGAUCUCCAGUCAACGCUGGUUACCAUCAUUGACCACUUGGAGCAGGUCUUUCUGAGUGUCCAGGCAGCAGGGAAAACCUACUGGAUCGGCCUGACAGAUGAGGAGCAUGAAGGUGAAUGGAAGUGGGUAAAUUCCCAUAUCUUCCAGAAUAAAUACUGGGCCCCAUUACAACCCGAUAACUACCGCUCGAAUGAGAACUGUGUGUCCCUGGGAGAGAAGGAAGGGUUUGACAACUGGAAUGAUGCUGACUGCAUGAAGAGAUACCCUUACAUCUGUAAGAAAGCGGCUGAGCGAAUGCAGCUUUGAUGGUCCCAACCUCAGAGCCACCAGUGGAUGGAAAGGGCCACUGGCUGGUGGGGGACCAGAUUCCCUCUGCAAAACAGCAGGGACAUGGGUCUGGGCCUGCUGCCAGCAUUAGACGGGAGGAGGGUGUUCCACGCUUGCCACUUACUUUGUGUGUGGGGGGUUCUCCUCCUGUGGGUCAUUGCACACACCAUCCCCCCUUCCCUGGAAUGCCUUCUCCUUCCCUCCAUUUUCCCUUCAAAAAUACUACUAAAAACCACCUCUUCCAUUCAGGCUUCCCAGAAAAGCACCAGUCACUUUGGGAAGCCUUUGGUACAUAUGAGAAUCUCUUCCCUUUCUCGUGUGUGUGUGUGUGUGUGUGUGUGUGUGUGUGUGUGUGUGUGUGUGUGUGUGUGUGUGUGAUUCCCCUGUUUGUCCUGUGCACCUCUUUGGAUUGUCAGUCCCUCAAGGGUAGGUACCAUGUUUACUGUUCCUUCUGCCCCUCCCCUCAGGGUGGGUGAGACAGAGAGAGAGUGUGUGUCUGUCUGUCUGUCUGUCUAUCUCCCCAGCCUCCCGCAUAAGACAGCUUCACCAGGACUGGGUGUAUGCUUUCUCCUCCCUCUGUCCCUUCCCCAGGGCUCUGCCCACAGUGGGCAUUCAAGUUGGACAGGGUGCAACUCGGAGACUCUGUGUCGUUCUCCUCAGAACGGCAGCUGCCGCUGCUACCACUGGGUGUAUGUUUGUUCCACAGGAGAAGAGCAGUCAUCCUCUCUGUCACAGGAAGCACCUGCCCCCAACCAGGGAGAGAGAGAGGCGGCCCUGGGGAGGCCCCAUCACCCCUAAGGGAAGGGUGGGGGGAAGAGGAGGAGGCUCUGGCUCCCCCCACCAUCCUCGCACAUGAUCUGAUCAUCCACAGACUCAGUUGCUUCCCCCUCAGCCCGCACUCUCCAUUUCAACUUCCUCCCAUCUAGGCAUCCCUCCCUGUCUCCAAGUCUCUGCCCCCGCUGCCCUGCUGCAUGGAACAACUUUCCUCUUCCUGCCACCACCACAAACACUCACCUCCUUUCAACCACAGCACAAGGUUGUCCCCUCCAGGAAACCCUCCCUGAUUUAACCCUCCCCUCAUCAUUAUCUACAUAACUGUCAUGAUUGUUCCCCUCUGCCCAGAUGGAUGGUGUGUGCCUGUCACCUUUCUCCUAUUUCACACAUAGACCCUGUAGUCUCCGGUGGGCUUAAUAAAGACGUGCCGACUCAAUGACGGAAAUUAUUUUUAUCUAAUUGGGCCCAGACCUAGCGGUGCAGGGAAGGAAUUGGAGUGGAGAGGGGCAUCAAGGAUCCAGGGUUCAUUCUGGAGGGAGGAGGAGAGUAUUCUGGGAGGGUGCUCUUGGGGAGGUUGUGUCCCGAGCUGGGGUCAGGGUUCAGGUAUGUUUCAAUUAAUGUGGCCUAGUGGAAAGAACACAGGACUGGCUCCUGGAUAAUCCUGAUUCUACCAUUUACUUGCUGUGUGAUCUUGGGCAAAUCACUUAA
Molecule: messenger RNA, 2755 nt
Organism: Tachyglossus aculeatus (Australian echidna)
Lineage: Eukaryota; Metazoa; Chordata; Mammalia; Monotremata; Tachyglossidae
Product: low affinity immunoglobulin epsilon Fc receptor-like
Exons: 8
Coding region: 203-1252 (349 amino acids)
Source: RefSeq, a predicted model, not a curated record